Molecule: messenger RNA, 2127 nt
Organism: Leishmania braziliensis MHOM/BR/75/M2904
Lineage: Eukaryota; Euglenozoa; Kinetoplastea; Trypanosomatida; Trypanosomatidae
Product: putative acetyl-CoA synthetase
Exons: 1
Coding region: 1-2127 (708 amino acids)
Molecular function (GO): acetyl-CoA synthetase activity; AMP binding
Source: RefSeq, a predicted model, not a curated record
AUGAGCCACAAUACGGACUCCGCGCACGCGGUGCCGUCGGCCUCGCUGGAUCAGGCGUGCAACUCAUCCAGCCAGAUCUCCGCCGCACAACACGUGAGCAACUUCAAGAGUGUGCUAGACUCGAACAUUGUGAACCCAACGGAGGCGAACCGCAAAAAAUCGUGCAUCGGCUCCGAACUUGAUUCUCGCAUGCGCAUCUACGAGUACUCCGUUACGCAGAACGACGCCUUCUGGGCGGAAAUUGCGCGGCGCGACUUCUAUUGGAAGCAGACCUGGGCGGAUGACCACCACGUCAAGUCGUACAACUUCGACAAAUCCAAGGGACCCAUCUUUGUGAAGUGGUUCGAGGGCGCCGUGACCAAUGUCUGCCACAACGCGUUGGACCGCCACCUGCCAGCGCACAGGGAGCGCGUGUGCUUUUACUUUGAAGGCAACGACCCAAGCGUGAAGGAGACGAUUACGUAUGGCGACAUGUACACCAGAGUGGUAGAGCUGGCAAACGUGCUGAGGUACCAGUACGGUAUUGAAAAGGGCGACCGUGUUGGCCUGUACCUGCCCAUGAUCCCGUGCGCUGCGGUGGCCAUGCUUGCCUGCGCCCGCAUCGGCGCUGUCAUAACUGUGGUCUUCGGAGGCUUCUCCGCACAGGCGCUCAGCUCACGUCUGAAGGAUUCUAGGGCAAAGCUGCUUAUCACAGCUGACGCGUCCUCUCGCGGCACAAAGUUGAUUCCUCUCAAGGACGUGGCAGACGAAGCGCUGAAGACGUUGGAAGAGAAAGGUAUGCCAAUCCCGUGCCUCGUCGCUGAAAAUGGAAACCGUGAGGGCUGCAAGAUGAAGGAAGGCCGCGAUACCUGGUGCAGCGACGCCGUAGCGCGGCUGACGCCGGAGCAGCACCUGGAGUGCCCGGUGGAGUGGAUGGAGGCGGAGGAUGUGCUGUUCCUGCUCUACACCUCUGGCAGCACCGGGAAGCCCAAGGCCAUCGAGCACACGACGGCAGGCUACAUGGUGUACGCCGCCACCACCUUCAAGUACAGCUUCGACUACCACAUGGACGAUGUGUACUUCUGCACGGCAGACGUGGGCUGGAUCACAGGCCACAGCUACGUCGUGUAUGGCCCGAUGAUCCACUGCGCCACGUCAGUGCUGUUCGAGGGCGUGCCCAGCUACCCCGACUACUCGCGCUGGUGGCAGCUUAUCGAGAAGUACAAGGUGUCCAUCUUCUACACCGCGCCGACCGCGAUUCGCUCCCUCAUACAGGCCGGCGACGACUACCCCAAGGCGUGCGACCGCAGCACCCUGCGUGUGCUUGGCUCCGUCGGUGAGCCGAUCAACGUGGAGGCGUGGAAGUGGCUGCGCGAGGUCGGCGGCGAGGGUCACUGCGAUGUGUCGGACACGUGGUGGCAGACGGAGACGGGCGGUCACAUGAUUACACCGAUGCCAGGAUGCACCCCGAUGAAGCCCGGUAGUGCAACACUGCCGUUCUUCGGUAUCGAGCCGGUCAUCCUCGACCCCAUGAAGCUGCAUGAGAAGAACGGCCCAGCGGAGGGCCUGCUUGCCAUUCGCGCGCCAUGGCCCGGUAUGGCUCGCACCAUCUUUGGUGACCACGCCCGCUUUGAGCAAACCUACUUUUCUGUAGACGGGUACUAUCUGACAGGCGACGGUGCUCGCCGCGACGCAGACGGCUACUACUGGAUCACUGGCCGCGUCGAUGACGUGCUGAACGUGAGCGGGCACCGCAUCGGCACCAGCGAGGUAGAAGAGGCCGUCAACGCCCACCCAGCUGUGGCGGAAAGCGCCGUGGUUGGAUUCCCUCACAAGAUCAAGGGUGAGGGCAUCUACGUGUACCUCGCAUUCCGCAGCGGGGUAAAGGCAACACCGGUGCUGGUUAACGAAGUGAAGGCGACGGUGCGCAAGGUGAUCGGUCCGCUGGCCACGCCGGACGUGGUGCAGGUGGCUCACCUCGGCCUGCCAAAGACGCGAUCUGGCAAGAUUGUGCGCAGAAUCCUGCGCAAGGUGGCUGCUGGGGUGUACACAGAGCUGGGCGACACCACGACGCUUGCGAACCCUGAUGUUAUCGACGACCUCACCGCUGAGCACCAGCGACUGUGCCCUCCUCACGAGGCACUGUAG